Molecule: messenger RNA, 810 nt
Organism: Phaethon lepturus (White-tailed tropicbird)
Lineage: Eukaryota; Metazoa; Chordata; Aves; Phaethontiformes; Phaethontidae
Product: interleukin-1 beta-like
Exons: 6
Coding region: 1-810 (269 amino acids)
Biological process (GO): cytokine-mediated signaling pathway; inflammatory response to antigenic stimulus; cellular response to lipopolysaccharide
Molecular function (GO): cytokine activity; interleukin-1 receptor binding
Source: RefSeq, a predicted model, not a curated record
AUGGCAUUCGUCCCCAAUUUGGACACACUGGAGAGCGGCAGCCUGCAUGAGGAAACAUUUUAUGGCCCUGACUGCCUCUGCCUGCAGAAGAAACCCCGCCUGGACUCAGAGGUGACAUCGCCCAGGGUGGGCAUCCAGGUGAUGGUGACCAAGCAACAUCCCACCAGGACCUUUCGCCGGGCCGCCAUCCUUGUGGUGGCCAUGACUAAGCUCCUGAAGCGGUCAGCGCACAAGGACUUUUCUGACAGUGACCUUGGGGGCUUCCUGGAUGAUAUUCUCGACCCCGUCUCCUUUCAGCGGAUCGAGGGUAGCUACGCCGCGGCGCCUGUCUACCGCUACACCCGCUCCCAGUCCUUCGACAUCCUUGACAUUGACCACAAGUGCUUUGUGCUGGAGUCGCCCACCCAGCUUGUGGCCCUGCACCUGCAAGGACCCUCUGCUGGGCGGAAAGUGAAGCUCAACAUCGCUCUGUACCGUCCCCGGUCAUCGCAGAACGGCUUGGGGACCGGGCGGGUGCCAGUGGCAUUGGGCAUCAAGGGCUACCAACUCUACAUGUCAUGCGUGAUGAGUGGUGCUGAGCCCGUUCUGCAGCUGGAGGAAGCUGACAUCAGGAGGGACAUUGAGAGUGUGGAGCUGAUCCGCUUCAUCUUCUACCGCCUGGACAGCCCAGCCGAGGGCACCACCCGCUUUGAGUCAGCCGCCUUCCCGGGCUGGUUCAUCUGCACCUCUCUGCAGCCCCGUCAGCCCGUCGGUGUCACCAACCAGCCUGACCAGGUCAACAUUGCCACCUACGAGCUGACUGGGCACUGA